Molecule: messenger RNA, 1364 nt
Organism: Prorocentrum cordatum
Lineage: Eukaryota; Dinophyceae; Prorocentrales; Prorocentraceae
Source: the annotation of a GenBank genome assembly
AGCACAGGGUUCGGCUCGACAUGUUGCCCAACAGCCCGCCAUGCCGCCUUCUCGACACAAGGGGGAGCCAUGUUGCCGCAUCGGAAAUUGGGCAUGCUAUUAUGAGCCUAGGGAGGAUGUUGAAUGUGUGGGCUCCGACAGUAAGAGUGCUGGAGGGAUGGUUGACGCCGUGAGCCCGCUGUCGAAGGUGAGCCUCGCACGGAGAGAGCUGCAGGCGGUGCAGAACGAACUCGAGGGGGCGAAGGUUGAGAUCAUUCAGGUGCUUAACCAGUCUGUUGAGACGGCGCGGCUGGACCUGGAACUCCAAAGACGACAAUGGUUCAAUGCGGCCGGUGUUGCACAAGCCAGGGAAGGACUGGAGCAGAAGGAGGACUUCCUUCGUCGCGUACAGCAUGUUCUUUUGAGGACAACCUUGUUCUCGAAGCCUAGUAAGAGUACUGCUGUUGUCAUCCGGGAGAAUAACCUCACGAUGCAAAUGUGCCCUGGGCUUGUGGGCAAGAGUACUCGCAUAGCGGAGAUUGAUGAGGAUAAUGGGCUUUAUAUGGUCGAAGGGUGUGAGUUUUGGCUGCGCCGUAUUGAUUUCAAUGUUAUUGAGGUUGCACGUAAUGGUUACGUGUCAGCAAGCAUGUCAAGUCUCUCUAGCGAUUUCUCUUCAGACUCAGACACAAGUAGCGAAUACCCGAUGGAAGAGCAAUGGUCCAACGAAGUGGACUCUGCUCUGCUAGGGUGUUGGGUGUUAGAUCGCUGCGAAGGCAAUAUGUCUGGCAUAAUGGCCGAUGCCGAUGUUGAUUGGAUCACGCAGAAGACGGCCAAAGCCUUCAACUAUGGUGCGGGCUUGAUUUCUCACACGUUGGAGCAAUCUGGGAAGAAGCUCACUAUCACAAUGGCAGGUGGCUUGAAAACGUUCAAGACAAAGAUAGAUAUGUCCACAGACGUUCCAUCCCAAACGAUUGCUGAAAAUGGGCAAGAAGUGCUGGUGACUGGCAAAUGGGAUGGCAACGCUUUGGUCAUCCUUGGGACAAGCAAGCGUGAUGGACAACCUAUUCAGGCUUCGAAGCGUUAUUGAAUCGGAACGCGCUGAUUCAAGAGGUAUUUCCACUUUCCUCCAAGUACUCCCCUGUGAGGCGUAUAUUCAGACUGAGAUGACUGUGCCCGCCUGUUCGGUUGCAUUGCGUUGCCGCGCUGACCGACAGCGCGGCUUCCAGGGGCUCGAGCGCAGUUAACACGAACGCCAUGGGAGUCGCACGCGCACGCACACACAUACACACAUACCUACGCAUCAUACACGGGCGAGAGAUGUUCACGCGUGUGAGUGGCAGAUGCUUCGGUCGCGCCCUUAUCCCUCCUUCUUCCUCCCUACCCUC